Monopterus albus (swamp eel) is the source of this 3845-nucleotide messenger RNA. RefSeq names its product DnaJ (Hsp40) homolog, subfamily C, member 14 (gene dnajc14). NCBI's taxonomy places the organism in Eukaryota, Metazoa, Chordata, Actinopteri, Synbranchiformes, Synbranchidae. The record is from RefSeq and is a predicted model, not a curated record. Bases 820 to 2811 code for a protein of 663 amino acids. The transcript has 7 exons. Gene Ontology annotation, molecular function: dopamine receptor binding.
CAAAGUAAUUUGAUUAGUUAUUGGACUCGUCCGGUGUUCAAAACGUGCUUUAACUUACUCGUCAAACCCCAUAGGAAGGGGAAACAGGCGUUAAUAUUAGCUAGUCCCGCUCGUUAUACUUUGAAUAGCUAACAGUUAGCAAAGUGGUCGGUUGGUUGUUUGCUAGCUAAACGCGUUGACAGCUAGUUACUGUGCUGUCGUUUUAUUUUCCUUUGAGACCAUAUUUAGAGGAAAUAAAAGACAGGUUAGCCAGUGAGAUGGAAGCUAAUUUUAGCCCCUGUACUGACUGUCUGUCAUCCUGCUUACUGGCUGCUUCCUCAUGCUAACAGGCUGUUUGCUAACAUUAGCCACCCUUUAAAACAGAUGUUUUUGUUAGAGUUAAAUUAAUAGUUGUCAGACACCCAGUCUACCAGACAGGACUGACAGUUUUAAAUGACUGUUUCCCCCUUUUUAUCGUUUCUAAAAGGUCAAACGUUUAUUACUCCAGCUCGUUUAAGAUCCCCUGUGUUCCUCUUUGACUAACUAAACUAACUGGCAAACAGCAAAUUAGUGUAAUUGAAUGUAACCUGUGAUGCGCUGUUAACACAUGUACGUGUUAAAGUAAAUCUGAAUAAACCAACCUAGUGCAUGAUGUGAGUUGCGAGGCCUUUUGAUGCUGCAAAUGGCUGCUGAUAUGGUGGACCUGAACUUGACCCUCAGGAGCCCCCAGUCUCAUCUUUUUGAGUCUGGGGAAAAUGUUGCCACAGAAUAUGAAUAUAUGGUAUCAUCUUCUAUGAGUUACCACUUUCACAGUGCUUUAGUCAAACAGCUGUAAGGAACAUGGAGAAGGAAGCAGCUGAGAAGAAGAUGGAUGGCGUUGACUCUGACGUGGAGUUCCCUGAUAGUGAUUCCAAAUCUAGUCAGGGGGAGGUCAGGGAGUCUGAUGAUGACUGCGAGCAGGAGGACAAAACAGCCUAUCUCAAAUCUCAGGGCACCUCAAACCCAUCCACUCCACAAGACUCUGGAAUUGGCAAGGCAGAGUAUUGUGGAUCUACAAAGGCCAAAGAGGAGGGCGAGGAGUCUUCAGAUGGGCUUGAGCAUGGCGGCACAGCAGAUCAUGAGAACUCGCAGGUUAUAAAUCAAGAAGAAGACGAAGCUGCAAAGGAGCAACACAUGAAUGGAGAGUCUGGUUGGAGAAAUGUGGGAAGUGGAAAGAGGUGCAAACUGAGGAGCAGCAGUUCUGUGUCAGAGCAGGGCAGUCAAAGUGCUUUUGCCUCCAUUCAAAAAGGCAGUCUUAUGUCUAGUGGUGGCAGGCACAAGCAGACCCGCAGACGUAGCAACCACCACCACCAUCAGAACCGGGGCCGUAGGCGCACAGGCAAACAGCUGGUCUUAGCUGUCAAGGAGAUGAUGUCAGAGUCUCUCAGCUUCUGGUGCAUCUCCUGUGUCCACAUGAUGAUUGAGAUUAUUGUCACUUUAACUCACAAUUGUGGAGUCGGUGUAGAGACUGGAGGCAUGAAGAUUUACAACUUUGUGCAGCAGCUCCUUGCAAAGAUUACAGAUAUACAAGGGAUGAAGGCGGAUGCUAGUCGGAUUCUGAAGGGGACUAGAUGCACUGCAGCAGACCUGGUUGAUAAAGUUGUUAGGUCAGUGAAGUGGGUAAAGACAGCUGCCUUAUCUUGUUUCAGACUUUUUUGUGCUUUGGUUAUUCUUGGGUCCCAGUGGGCAGUUGGUGCACUGGUCCGACUUGGUGGAGAGAGGGGAAAACGCUAUGGGACAGCUUUUCAGGAGUCAAGGAUUUGGAAGAGCAUGGUGUCCCUGUUGGAAAGGGGCCGAAGCUGGUUCAGGAGAGAUGGCCAUGUGCCACUGUCCACACCUGAGUCGCCCAGCAGAAUGGGAAGGGGGCAGCCGGGCCAGGAGCUGGAGAGACUGCUGGCUUUGGCUGAGGUACCAGAGGACGAGCUUGACCCCUUUACAGUGCUCGGUGUGGAGGUGCAUGCCACUGAGGCUGAGCUGAAAAAGGCCUACAGACAGCUGGCUGUCCAGGUCCAUCCAGACAAGAAUAAACACCCACGAGCUGGAGAGGCAUUCAAAGUACUGAGGGCUGCCUGGGAUAUUGUCAGUAACCCAGAAACACGAAGAGAGUAUGAGUUGAAGCGCAUGGCAGCAACUGAGCUCUCAAAGUCCAUGAACGAGUUUCUCACAAAACUGCAGGACGACCUGAAGGAAGCCAUGAACACCAUGAUGUGCACCAAGUGUGAAGGCAAACACAAGCGGUUUGAGAUGGAUCGUGACCCUGCUGAGGCACGCUUCUGUGCUGAAUGCAACCGUUGCCAUAGUGCUGAGGAGGGGGACCUGUGGGCUGAGUCCAGCAUGUUGGGCCUGCGCAUCACAUACUUUGCCUGUAUGGAUGGCAAGGUCUAUGAUAUUACAGAGUGGGCAGGGUGCCAAAGAAUAGGCAUUUCUCCUGACACACACCGUGUGCCCUAUCACAUCUCCUUUGGUUCAAAGAACAGUGGCAACGCCACGCGACACAGGGCACCCUCGGAGCACGCCACAGGUCCGACCAACCCUGCUGAUCUGCAGGACUUCUUCAACCGCAUCUUCAAAGGAGGGCCUCCUAAUGACAUGGCUGCCAAUGGGGGCUUCUUCCCCUCAGGUCCGCUGUAUCAUCACCCAUCUGGUGAUGGCGCACCCCCAUUCUCCCCUCCCCCAGGCCAGACAGGUUUCUACAUGCCGGGAGGUCACCGGCCAGAGUCCAGCGAGACGUGGGCUGAAAGUGGCAGACCGCCCAGGAGGAGGAAGAAGGUACGGAAGCCCUUCCAGAGGUGAAGUCUGCUGUCUUCUCAGUGUAUCGACACAGGGACACAAUAAAUAACAGCCAUGUUUAUCUCUGGCCUGUCUCUCGGUCUGCCAAGAUCUGAGCUGGAGAGGGGUCAUGUGGGUAUGGCUGCAGUCAGAUCAUCCAGAGGGGAGAGAAAGAGACAUGUAGACGAGUAUAGAAGGAGAGAGGAAGAGGUGGCAGUGAUGGUGCUUUACCUCUCAUUUUACCUUAUUUUGUGUUGGUCUUUAAGACGACUGUAGCCUUGGCAUCGAAAUUGUUACCGGGAUGCUGUAAUGAAACAUGUUCCUUCAUUAAUUUCCUGCCAACUCCAACAAUGCAUGAUUUUUUUCACCUGAAUUUUGACACUUAAGUUGUCUUAUUUUGUUGUUAGUGUUUUGUUUAAGCACUUCAGACAGUUGAAAACAGUCGCGGUCAGUGACUGUGAACUGCUGAUCGCUAUAAUUGACAUGGCAAAAAAAAAAAGAAUUGGGCAGCUUCACUGUCAGUGUUACAUCAGUGGCAUGUGGAUCUACAUCUAGGUCUGCACCCCACCCACCAUACCCCAGGAAUGAAUCCAAAGCAGCCAAACCCAACACAUCGGAAGUAAAUUUACAAAAACAGCAGCAAAUCUAGCCUGUGUGCAAGUUCCACAUUUGUGUUGGUGAUCCGACCUGAUAGGGGCCAGUUUUUAACAGUUGAAUCAGGGCAUUGUGUGGCUCUGUGUUGGUAGGCAUACAGAUGGCAAGAGCCGGUAUGCAUGGCUUGUCACAUGCAGGCACCCCCCUGCAUUAGAGAUCCACUGCGGUGUUUCAAAACUUUAAAGAUGUCCCCUUGACAUUUUGAAAUGAUAUAUUUGUAACGGUUAAAAAGAUGACAUAGAUUUAUACUGCCCCCUGUUGAUCCCCUGUGUAACUACACCGCUGACAUCUGACAUUUGAAUUAGGCCCUGUCAAAACAUGUCAGUCACAAGGUACAACAGCUGACGACCAAAUUUACUGAUGUCAUUUGAAAUCAGAAACUGUGCUGAUUUGUAAGUAUUGAC